This is a messenger RNA of Rhodamnia argentea, 496 nucleotides long. RefSeq names its product probable small nuclear ribonucleoprotein G. The coding region runs from base 79 to 318 and encodes 79 amino acids. Gene Ontology annotation, biological process: mRNA splicing, via spliceosome; spliceosomal snRNP assembly. The record is from RefSeq and is a predicted model, not a curated record. NCBI's taxonomy places the organism in Eukaryota, Viridiplantae, Streptophyta, Magnoliopsida, Myrtales, Myrtaceae. Gene Ontology annotation, molecular function: RNA binding. Gene Ontology annotation, cellular component: spliceosomal tri-snRNP complex; precatalytic spliceosome; SMN-Sm protein complex. The transcript is spliced from 4 exons.
AGGGUUUUGGGAGCAGCACUGGGACUGCACCGCUCCAAAAACCUCUCUGUCUCGCUCAUCUCUGCGAAAGUCGCCACCAUGAGCAGAUCGGGCCAGCCACCGGAUCUCAAGAAGUACAUGGACAAGAAUCUCCAAAUUAAGCUUAACGCAAAUAGGAUGGUUGUUGGAACAUUGCGUGGGUUUGAUCAGUUCAUGAAUCUAGUGGUAGAUAAUACCGUUGAAGUGAAUGGGAAUGAGAAGACUGACAUAGGGAUGGUGGUUAUAAGGGGAAACAGUGUUGUUACUGUGGAAGCUCUUGAACCCGUGAACAGGACAUAGUCCAUUUAGCUAUGUAUUUGGUAGAUUUAACAAACUAUGUACUUGCAAUUGAUUCUGAUGCUACCAAGUUGCUUGUAAGGAGGAUGUUGUAUAAAGACCUAUCUCAUGCUUCAUGUUAUAUUGACCUUCAAGUGGGGUAGUGCACUUGGCGCAGUCCAGAUUGUGGAUUUCAAUGAAA